This is a messenger RNA of Asparagus officinalis (garden asparagus), 2338 nucleotides long. RefSeq names its product myb-related protein Zm1-like. The transcript has 3 exons. The coding region runs from base 1156 to 2109 and encodes 317 amino acids. NCBI's taxonomy places the organism in Eukaryota, Viridiplantae, Streptophyta, Magnoliopsida, Asparagales, Asparagaceae. The record is from RefSeq and is a predicted model, not a curated record.
ACUAUUAUGUUUCUAAAAGGUAAUGUUAGUAUGUUAGGCCUCAAAUUCUACAGAAAAAAAAUUGAUGAGUUAAAUGGAUUAUUCACUUGGACAAAAUUUGAAUUACAGAACACAGCUAAUCAAACAGCUAAUUUUCUUGUGUCCACUUCCUUCAGUUUUGCGGAAAUAGAAGCAAAAUCUGCAGCAAUAGAGAUCUUAAUGAAAUGCCUGCCAGAUUUAUGUCCUUUGAGUCAAUGUCAAAUGAACAAAUUAAUCCAGUUUUGAUAGGUACGAUAUUCAACAGUACACAGUCAUGAGCACGCCAUGGGUUUUGCUGAAAUUUCUCCAUCCAAUUUGUCAUGAUCAUAAAAUGAAAUGAACAACUCUCUGAAAUACAGAGAUCUUUCCAUCCUGAGAAAAACUCCAAUAAAAGAAUUCGCAUUACGAUAAUAAUCAAAAUAAGACACAUUUUGUGCUAAUUAACCCAUUAAUACAGGCAUAAAUCAGAUACUUUAGAACUAAUUAGAUUAAAUUAGACUGUGAUUAGAGCACAGUAGAACUAGCAGGCCAACAUUCAGGCACAAUCUGAUCCUAGGAACACAAUUAGAUCCCUUUUAGUGGAGGUACAUAAUAUCACCAAUAAAUGAGAUUGUUCAACCUCUUCCAAUGAUUAUGAUUCACUUCUCUUUGUCUAUCACCAAAAAGAAAACUGAAGCAUUGCUUUUCUUUUUUUGAAAAAUUUGGUUAAUGACAAGUCGGUGAUCAAUUAAUUAAAGAGUAAUGAUGUUACUGUUCAAGCAUCAAAGGAAAAUUAGUGAUAAGUCAAAAUCAGCCAUUCAAUCCUAAAAGUGAAGGGCCCCUUCAUCUAACAGCGUCAAUCUACAGGAUAAGACCACUCAAGAAUCUGCACCGUUUUCAAAUUUUGGUGCCAUGUAGUAUGUACUAUUAUCUUUCACCAAUUAGGACAAUUACUCCAUAUUAUCUUUGUAAAAAUUUAUGGUAUCUUCCCUCCCUUUAGUCCUAUAAAUAGAGUUCUUUGUGUAUAAGUGUUUGGUGAGGGCAAGUGAAUAGGCCAUUAUCAUCAAUCAAACUCUGUCUCCCUCUAUAUAAGCUCUCAGGUCUUUUGAGUUUUGCAACCGGAAGCGAUAACAAGUCCCUUUACUGCAGUCUGUAAAAAUGGGCCGAGGCAGAGCUCCCUGCUGCGCGAAAGUGGGACUCAACAAGGGCUCAUGGACUCCAGAGGAGGACAUGCGGCUCAUUGCCUAUAUUCACAAGUACGGCCAUGGCAACUGGCGAGCUCUCCCGAAAUUUGCAGGGCUUCUGAGAUGUGGAAAGAGCUGCAGACUAAGGUGGAUCAAUUACCUUAGACCUGAUAUAAAGCGUGGUAACUUUACCAAAGAGGAGGAGGAUACCAUUAUCAAGCUCCACGGAUUACUAGGAAACAAAUGGUCUAAGAUUGCAUCUUGCCUACCGGGUAGAACUGAUAAUGAGAUCAAAAACGUGUGGAACACCCACUUGAAGAAAAGAUUGGCGCCUAAGGAGGAAAAAUCAGGAGAAAACCCUGAAGAAAUUCCAAGCUCACCGUCGUCAAUAACUACUGCCUCUGUUUCUGUGUCAUGCUCUGAUGAAGGUGAGAGCAAAAAAGAGAAAGAGCAAAAUGACAAGGAACAGCAUGAAGCUAUGGAUGACAAAAUUGACAAGAUUGAGUUAUCCGUUGAGCCCAAUCUGGACAUGUGGGAUAUGUUGGAGGAUUCUUCUUAUUCAGAAAUAACACACGAAAAUGUUGAACCUCCCUCCUCCGACGUGCGAGUAAAAGGUGAUGACGGUAAUACUCUGGUCGACUUGCCCGAGAUUCUGAUCGAGCCAGAGAUUUGGAAUAUGAUCAAUGAUGACUUAAAUAUUGCACUGACAAGGGACACUACUGCUGCUGCUACACCACGAACUCAUCAUCAAAACAUCAAAGCUAAGGGUGAAGAUGAGAAAGAGAGAUGGCUGCAAUACUUAGAGAAGGAGCUAGACUCGUGGGAAGAGUGUGCCGCUGCUACUGCACAGGUGGAGGGGGCAGACCCAGUGGCAAGUUAUUUUCAAGCACUGCAAGCUUCACCCUCACCUUUAGAUAUCUUAUAUUGAUUACAAGUGCCCUCGUGCAAUGGUUACAAGGAAUAUGACUGCAAGAAAAUGCGCUUGCUAAAAAAUUAUACAAAGAUUGUAAUAUAACAAGAAUCUUUGGAAGUGGAGGGUGAACAUUUUCCUAGCUUCACUCACCAAAUCCGAUCAAUGUUGAUCAGUAUAAAUGUGUUAAUUAAAACUAAUGCAAAAUACAGUGAAGAAGCAGUCAUCAUAGAUUUCUCCUUGUUAA